Salmo salar (Atlantic salmon) is the source of this 385-nucleotide messenger RNA. It is a transcript of the gene htf4, whose product is annotated as Transcription factor 12. Gene Ontology annotation, cellular component: chromatin; transcription regulator complex. Gene Ontology annotation, biological process: regulation of transcription by RNA polymerase II. The record is from RefSeq and is marked provisional. Gene Ontology annotation, molecular function: RNA polymerase II cis-regulatory region sequence-specific DNA binding; DNA-binding transcription factor activity, RNA polymerase II-specific. Lineage: Eukaryota; Metazoa; Chordata; Actinopteri; Salmoniformes; Salmonidae.
AACAGGGCAAUGACCCAAAACAUACCUCCAGGCUGUGUAAGGGCUAUUUGACCAGGAAGGAGAGUGACGGAGUGCUGCAUCAGAUGACCUGGCCUCCACAAUCCCCUGACUUCAACCCAAUUGGGAUGAGUUGAGUGAAGGAAAAGCAGCCAACAAGUGCUCAGCAUAUGUGGGAACUCCUUCAAGACUGUUGGAAAAGUAUUCCAGGUGAAGCUGGUUAAGAGAAUGCCAAGUGUUUGCAAAGCUGUCAGAGGCAAAGGGUGGCUACUUUGAAGAAUCCCAAAUAUAAAAUAUAACAGUUUUGGUUACUACAUGAUUCCAUAUGUUAUAUCAUCACUAUUCUACAAUGUAGAAACUAGUCAAAAUAAAGAAACCCUUGAAUGAG